Messenger RNA from Phaeodactylum tricornutum CCAP 1055/1, 567 nucleotides. RefSeq lists its product with no specific name. Gene Ontology annotation, biological process: protein quality control for misfolded or incompletely synthesized proteins. The record is from RefSeq and is a predicted model, not a curated record. Lineage: Eukaryota; Bacillariophyta; Bacillariophyceae; Surirellales; Neidiaceae. Gene Ontology annotation, cellular component: endopeptidase Clp complex. The transcript has 2 exons. The coding region runs from base 1 to 567 and encodes 188 amino acids. Gene Ontology annotation, molecular function: ATP-dependent peptidase activity; serine-type endopeptidase activity; ATPase binding.
AUGGAUGUCAUUAGUCGGCUGCUCAAGGACCGUAUCUUGCUUUUGGGACAGGGUGUGGAUGACGAAGUCGCUAACGUGUUGGUGGCGCAGCUAUUGUACCUUGCCAACGAAGAUCCGGAAAAGGACAUUACGUUGUACAUCAAUAGCCCGGGUGGUUCCGUGAGUGCCGGCAUGGCCAUUUACGACACAAUGCAGUACGUACCGUGCGAUGUUUCGACCGUUUGUUUCGGAAUGGCCGCUUCCAUGGGAGCUUUUCUGCUCGGAGCCGGGGCCAAAGGUAAACGACGGGCUCUGCCCAACUCGCGCAUCAUGAUCCAUCAACCUCUCGGGGGCGCACAGGGACAGGCGGCAGAUAUCGAAAUCCAGGCCAAGGAAAUCCUGUUCAUUCGGGAAGUUCUCAACACGUACAUUGCCGAGUACUGUGAUCAGCCCAAGGAUAAGAUCGAGGCCGAUUGCGAUCGGGAUUUCUUCAUGACUCCGGAAGAGGCGGUCGAGUACGGUAUUAUUGAUGAGGUUGUCAAGACCAAGACAUCCCACAUUGUGAAACCGGAAAUGCCCAUCUUGUAG